AUGUGGCGCGGCUGCGUGUCGCGGGGCCUCUGGAAGGUCAAGGCUGCCGCCUCGGCCUCCAGGCUCUUCUCCACGAGCUCGUCCUACACGGUGGUGGAUCACACCUACGAUGCUGUUGUCGUGGGAGCCGGAGGUGCGGGGCUCAGGGCAGCGAUUGGCCUUUCGGAGCAUGGGUUCAACACUGCCUGCAUCACCAAGCUCUUCCCCACACGAUCACAUACAGUGGCGGCUCAGGGAGGCAUAAAUGCUGCUCUUGGCAACAUGAGUGAAGAUGACUGGAGAUGGCAUAUGUAUGAUACAGUCAAAGGAAGUGACUGGUUGGGCGACCAAGAUUCUAUUCAGUAUAUGUGCAGAGAGGCACCAAAAGCUGUUAUAGAACUUGAGAACUAUGGCUUACCAUUUUCCAGAACUGAAGAUGGAAAAAUUUAUCAACGAGCCUUUGGUGGCCAAAGCUUAGAUUUUGGAAAAGGUGGGCAGGCCUAUCGGUGUGCAUGUGCAGCCGAUAGAACAGGGCAUGCUAUGCUACACACACUAUAUGGUCAAGCAAUGAAGCAUAAUACUCAGUUUUUUGUUGAAUAUUUUGCACUGGACCUUCUCAUGGACAAUGAAGGCACCUGCCAAGGGGUAAUUGCGCUAAACAUGGAGGAUGGUACUCUUCAUCGUUUUCAUGCUGCAAAUACAAUUCUAGCCACUGGAGGUUAUGGUAGAGCCUACUUCUCAGCAACUUCAGCUCACACAUGUACUGGUGAUGGCAACGCUAUGGUUGCACGUGCCAGAUUACCCCUUCAGGAUCUUGAGUUUGUGCAGUUCCAUCCUACAGGCAUUUACGGUGCUGGAUGCCUGAUAACAGAAGGUUCCCGAGGUGAAGGUGGUAUUCUUCGGAAUAGUGAAGGUGAGAGAUUUAUGGAACGAUAUGCUCCAACUGCUAAAGAUCUUGCAUCUCGUGAUGUUGUUUCGAGAUCGAUGACAAUGGAAAUUAGGGAGGGCCGUGGUGUAGGACCACUGAAGGACCAUAUCUACCUGCACCUCAACCAUCUUCCUCCAGAAGUUCUCAAGGAAAGGCUUCCUGGUAUAUCUGAAACUGCUGCGAUUUUUGCUGGUGUUGAUGUCACCAAAGAGCCGAUUCCUGUUUUGCCUACUGUGCACUAUAACAUGGGUGGUAUCCCGACAAAUUAUCAUGGGGAGGUGCUGCAUAUCAAGGGUGAUGAUCCAGAUGCAGUUGUUCCUGGUCUGAUGGCUGCUGGGGAAGCUGCUUGUGCAUCUGUUCACGGCGCUAACAGGCUUGGUGCAAAUUCACUUCUUGAUAUAGUUGUAUUUGGCAGAGCUUGUGCAAACAGGGUUGCUGAGAUAUCCAAACCAGGAGAGAAGCAGAAGCCUCUUGAAAAAGGUGUUGGAGAAAAUACUAUUGCUUGGUUGGAUAAGUUGAGGAAUGCAAAUGGAUCUUUACCUACUUCAAAGAUUCGUCUCAACAUGCAACGGGUUAUGCAAAACAAUGCUGCAGUUUUCCGCACACAAGAAACUCUUGAGGAAGGCUGUGAACUGAUUAGCAAAGCAUGGGAAAGUUUCCAUGAUGUCAAGAUCAGUGACAGAAGUCUCAUAUGGAAUUCAGACUUGAUUGAGACCAUAGAACUAGAGAAUCUGCUAAUAAAUGCAUGCAUAACCAUGUAUUCAGCAGAGGCUCGCAAAGAGAGCAGAGGAGCUCAUGCCCGUGAAGAUUUUUCGACAAGAGAUGACGAGAAGUGGAUGAAGCACUCUCUAGGGUAUUGGGAGAACGAGAAGGUUAGACUAGCCAACAGGCCAGUUCACAUGAAUACCUUGGACGAUGAAGUUCAAUCUUUCCCACCGAAAGCACGUGUUUACUAA
Messenger RNA from Miscanthus lutarioriparius, 1863 nucleotides. Lineage: Eukaryota; Viridiplantae; Streptophyta; Magnoliopsida; Poales; Poaceae. The record is from the annotation of a GenBank genome assembly.